Messenger RNA from Striga asiatica, 807 nucleotides. NCBI's taxonomy places the organism in Eukaryota, Viridiplantae, Streptophyta, Magnoliopsida, Lamiales, Orobanchaceae. The record is from the annotation of a GenBank genome assembly.
AUGCAUAUUCUAUAUGUGCUCCACAAGAACCCCACCAAAUCCUGCCUGUACGGCAGAUACGACCGCCGCCUAUCGCCGCCGCUCCGACGGUACGGCGGGGCUUCCGCCACCGCCCGCUUUUCAUCUCCCCCUUUCACGGCGCUGUUGGUGUGGGUCAAAAGUACAAUACUGCCCUUGCUCCUCUCGCUUUGGCUCCUGCGCACGAGCUCCUUCACAUUGAACUUCCACCUCUUCGAAUUCCCCCCGCCCGAGAUGCUUUUCUCUCUCCGGCCGUCCUCCGCCGAAGGCUGCAGCGGCAGCGGAAGCGGCGAAUCGUCGGCCUCCGACGAGGACGAGCUCGAAGACGCCGUCAGUAUCGUCGUUCCCCUUUCCUCGAUAAACAGAUCCCUAAGCGGGUGGCGAACCCUAGGACGGCCCGAGCCCGAACUCUGGCCAACGUCACCCCCAAUUUCGUUUCCAUCCGGAAUCGGAGACGACGAUUCCGAUCCCCUCGUCGCGAACGCGAAAUCGCAAUCCUCAUCUCGAUCUCCGGAAUCCGCCUCUGGAUUCCGAUUUUCUGAAAUUCCUGCUCCUGAAGUCUUCAUAGAAUUCAGCGGAAUCGAAUUCUCCGGCGACGCGCGCGGCGAUUCCGGCGAGUCUGGGAUUGGAAUAGCUGUUGAAGCUGGGGGAGAGGGGGAUCAGAGGACCUGCCUGCAUUUUGAGAAAACGCUUGGUAAUGGCGGAAAAAACCUUGAGUGUGUGUGUGUUUUGUGUUGGUUGAGAGGAAGAGGAAAAGUGGAAAGUGUGGUGAAUUCGGGGAGGUUUUAA